Odobenus rosmarus divergens (Pacific walrus) is the source of this 1569-nucleotide messenger RNA. It is a transcript of the gene TRABD2B, whose product is annotated as TraB domain containing 2B. The record is from RefSeq and is a predicted model, not a curated record. The transcript is spliced from 7 exons. Lineage: Eukaryota; Metazoa; Chordata; Mammalia; Carnivora; Odobenidae. Gene Ontology annotation, biological process: negative regulation of Wnt signaling pathway. Bases 1 to 1569 code for a protein of 522 amino acids. Gene Ontology annotation, cellular component: organelle membrane. Gene Ontology annotation, molecular function: Wnt-protein binding; metalloendopeptidase activity.
AUGCACGCCGCCCUGGCGGGGCCGCUGCUCGCCGCCCUCCUCGCCACCGCCCGCGCCCGCCCGCAGCCCCCGGACGGAGGACAGUGCCGGCCGCCCGGAUCGCAGACGGAGCUGAACUCCUUCCUGUGGACCAUUCGGCGCGAGCCCCCGGCCUACCUGUUCGGCACCAUCCACGUGCCGUACACCCGCGUGUGGGACUUCAUCCCGGACAACUCCAAGGCAGCCUUCCAGGCCAGCGCCCGCGUCUACUUCGAGCUGGACCUGACAGACCCCUACACUGUCUCGGCGCUGGCCAGCUGCCAGCUUCUCCCGCACGGCGAGAACCUGCAGGACGUGCUGCCGCAGGACCUCUACUGGCGCCUGAAGCGCCACCUGGACUACGUGAAGCUGAUGAUGCCCUCGUGGAUGACGCCAGCGCAGCGGGGCAAGGGGCUUUACGCCGACUACCUGUUCAACGCCAUCGCGGGCAACUGGGAGCGCAAGAGGCCCGUGUGGGUGAUGCUCAUGGUGAACUCGCUCACGGAGACGGACGUGCGCUCCCGAGGCGUGCCUGUGCUGGAUCUCUACCUGGCCCAGCAGGCCGAGAAGAUGAAGAAGAGCACCGGGGCCGUGGAGCGGGUGGAGGAGCAGUGCCACCCGCUUAAUGGGCUCAACUUCUCCCAGGUGCUGUUUGCCCUGAACCAGACUCUGCUGCAGCAUGAGAGCGUGCGGGCAGGGAGCCUGCAGGCGCCCUACACCACGGAGGACCUCAUCAAGCACUACAACUGCGGGGAUCUCAACGCUGUCAUCUUCAACCAUGACACAUCCCAGCUGCCCAGCUUCAUCAACACCACCCUCCCGCCGCACGAGCAGGUGACAGCACAGGAGAUCGACAGCUACUUCCGCCACGAGCUCAUCUACAAGAGGAAUGAGCGGAUGGGGAAGAGGGUCAUGGCUCUUCUGCAGGAGAACGAAGACAAGAUCUGCUUCUUUGCCUUCGGAGCAGGUCAUUUCCUGGGAAACAACACGGUCAUCGACGUCCUUCGGCAAGCAGGGCUGGAGGUGUUGCACACACCUGCGGGGCAGACCAUCCGCAGCCCCGCCGCCCGGAGCCCUGCGCCGCCCCCCGAGGGGACCUCGGCGAGCCCAGCCCCAGCCACCCCUGCCGCCGCCGCCGUCCCCGCAGCGCCCUCAGCCGCCCCCACCGCCCCGCCUGAGGAGGAAGACCCAGCCCUGUCCCCACACCUCCUGCUCCCCGACAGCCUCAGCCAGCUGGAGGAGUUUGGGCGGCAGAAAAAGUGGCACAAGAGGCAGAACAAGCAGCAGCGGCCACGGCAGUUCAAUGACCUGUGGGUCCGCCUCGAGGACAGCACGGCCGCCUCACCGCCCCCGCCGCCCCUGCAGCCUACGCACAGCUCCGGGACAGCAGGGCCCCCCUUGCAGCCCUCAGAGCGGCUUCAGCAGCGGGAAGAGCCAGGCCCCACCAGCAGCUCUGCGCCCUGCUGCCCACAGCCCGCCCUGGGCCCCCUCCCCGCCAUCCUGGCCAGCGUUGCAGCCCCCCUCCUGCGGCACGCCCUUGGGCCCUCCUGA